UCGUGGGUCGUAGCUAAGUAGCAAGAAGCUAAAUGUUGUAGCCAGGAAACACAUCUCUGAUCUGACGCGACCGUCGCUCGGUUUCCGCUGAGCGUCCCACACACAACAAGUCGUCCUCAGGCCGCUGGUUCGAUUCCCACUGAAACAGCAAGAUGCCCGGGAAACACAAGGACAGCUUCAAACCAGGAGACCUGGUGUUCGGCAAGAUGAAGGGCUUCCCUCAUUGGCCAGCCAGGGUCUGCAAGUCUGACCAGGGAAACAAGAAGCGAGUCCCGGUCUUCUUCUUCGGGACUCAUCAGAUAGGAUGUGUCCCCGUAGAGAAUGUCGUUCCUUACGUCGGGAACAAGAUAAAGUACGGCAGCGGCGUUCGCAUCAAAGGCUUCACUGAGGGAAUGUGGGAAAUCCAGAACACACCCAAAAUCGGGACUAGAGGCAAAAUACCACUAAAAACCUACACGCAGACGACACCUGCUAAACCGACGUCUGCAGCGAAAGCCACACAGGACAAAGUAAAAACUUCAUCUCAGAGUAAACCCGUCGCUGUGAAGGUUGACAGUAAAGUUAGAGCUUCUCCGAUCAAAGCUUCAAGUCAAGCAGAAACGGUUCCUACACGAGCCUCAUCAAGAUCCGCUCCAGAGAAAACGGCCGAGUCCACACAGACUCCUGAGAAGACUGCAACAGAUUCCUCAGUGACGACGAGAAGAAGGAAGGUCGAGUCAGAGGUGACAACAAGCAGAGAUCCACCAGCAGGGGGCAGCAGAAUUGCAAAUACUGCAAGGGACGAAAAGGAGACGACAGCAAACGUGUUGAAAACAAAAAUCUCUACAACGACCCCGAGCAAAGUUACAGCCGAGAAAAAAACUCAAGGUGCCGUCAAAGCUCUGACGACAGCGACAGACGACAAAGAUAAAACCGAGGCGACAAGUCCCACUAUGACCAGGAGCAGAAAAGCUGAGCCCAAGGUGGUUGCAGAGCAGCUCAGAAAGAGAACAGCUGGCAGUCCUGCAGCAAAACCUGCAGCUGGUAAGAAAGCGAAAAACUCUGCGACACAAGUGUCCAGUAAUAACAGAGAACAGAGGGAACAGGAGGAGGAGAAGAGUGCAGCAGAGAGUCGAGGAGUUAAGAGGAGGAGAGAAAAAGAGGAGGAGAUAAGAAAAGAGAAGACGACGGACGAGCAAACAGCAGAGGUGAAGUCAUCUGAGAGACAAGGAGUGGAAAGAAAGGAAGAGGAGAAAAGAAAACAAGAUGAAGGUGUAGAAGGUAAGAAAGACACGAUGACGACAGAAACUCAAGCAAUGACGACGAAGCCGGCCGAGAAAGAAAAGGAGGAGAAAAUAAUGGAAGGAAAGAAAGAGGAGAGGACGAUCAGAGAAACAAGCGCAAAGAUCGAAGGAACAAGAAGCACGAUAGAUACGGAGGCAACAAAGAAGGAAGAUGAGGAAAAAAAGAAAGAGGAGAUGAGAAGAAUGGAGGAGGAACAAGCAAGGAAGCGGGAAGAGAGAGAGCAGGAGGUGAUGAAGAAAGUAAAGGUGAUGGUGAGGAUUGAAAGUCUGGAAGAGUUGAAGAGAAAGACGGAAGGGAAGAAAAUUGGACCAAUGUCAGAGAGAGAAGGGAGGACGAUGACGGAGAGGAAGAAAGAAGAUGAGAUCAAGAAGCAGAGGGAGGAGGAGAAAACAAGAGAAACGACAGAGAGAGAAGGGCGGAUGACGAUGAGGAGAACAGAGGGAGAGAGAGGACAGGAGGGAAAAGAAGAGUUGAAGAAGACAGAGGUGAAGAAAACUGGAGAAGCUGUGGAGAAAGAAGGGAGGAUGACCAGGAGAACGGAGAGAGAGAAAGGAGAGAAGGGACAGAAAGAAGAAAUGAAGAAGAUGGAGAUGAAAAAAACUAGAGAAGAGAGGAUGACAAGAAGAACAGAGAGAGAGGAGGGAAAUAAAGAAGAGAUGAAGAAGAUGGAGGUUAAGAAAACUGGAGAAACGUCGGAGAGAGAAGGGAGGAUGACAAAGAAGGCCAUGAGAGAGAAAGGAGGAGAGGCAAAGAAAGAAAAAAUGAAGAAGAUGGAGAUGAAAAAAACUAGAGGAGAGAGGAUGACAAGAAGAACAGAGAGAGAGGAGGGAGAGAAAGAAGAGGAAAAGAUGAAGAAGAUGGAGGUUAAGAAAAUUAGAGAAACAUCGAAGAGAGAAGGAAGAAUGAGUAGGAGAACGGAGAAAGAGAAAACGAAAUAUGAAGAUGAGGAGGAAAAGAAAGAAGAGAGGACAAAGACAAAGGAGGCGGAGAAGAAAAAACAGGAUGGAUGUGAAGAAGGAAAGAAAGAGGAAGUGAUGAAGAAUAUGGUGGAGGACACAGCUGGAGAAACAUCAGAGAGAGAAGGGAGGAUGACAAGGAGAACGGAAAGAGAGAAAGAGGAGGCACCGAAAAAAGAGAUGAAGAUGAACGUGAAGGAUACUGGCGAAACAACAGAGAGAGAAGAGAGGAUCACCAGGAGAACAGGAGAGGAGGGAAAGAAAGAAGAGAUGAAGAAGAAGAUGGCGGUGCAGGAUACUGGUGAAACAUCCGAGAGAGAAGGGAUGCCGACAAAGACAACAGAUGAAGAGGAGGCAAAGAAAGAAGAGAUGAAGAAGAUGGAGGUGAAGGAUACUGGAGAAAUGUUUGGGAAAGAACGGAGGAUGACAAGGAGAACAGAAAGAGAGGAGGAAAAGAAAGAAGAGAUGAAGAAAAUGGAAGUGAAGAAAACUGGAGAAAGGAGGAUGACAAGGAGAACAGAAAGCGAGGAGGAAAAGAAAGAAGAGAUGAAGAAAAUGGAAGUGAAGAAAACUGGAGAAGGGAGGAUGACAAGGAGAACAGACAGAGAGAAAGGAGAGGAGGGAAAGAAAGAAGAGAUGAAGAAGACGGAGGAAGACAAAACUGAAGAAACAUCAGAGAAAGGGGGGAGGACGACAAGGAGCACAGAGAGAGAGAAAACGAAGGAUAUAGAAGAAGAGGAGGAAAAGAAUGAAGAGGAGACAAAGAGAACAGAGGCAGAGAAGAAGAAACAGGAUGGAAGUAUAGAAGGAACAAAAGAAGAGAUGAAGAAGACCGAGGAAGACAAAACUGAAGAAACAUCAGAGAAAGGGGGGAGGACGACAAGGAGCACAGAGAGAGAGAAAACGAAGGAUAUAGAAGAAGAGGAGGAAAAGAUAACAGAGGCGGAGAAGAAGAAACAGGCUCGAAGUAUAGAAGGAACGAAAGAAGAGAUGAAGAAGACGGAGGAAGACAAAACUGAAGAAACAUCAGAGAAAGGGGGGAGGACGACAAGGAGCACAGAGAGAGAGAAAACGAAGGAUAUAGAAGAAGAGGAGGAAAAGAAUGAAGAGGAGACAAAAAGAACAGAGGCAGAGAAGAAGAAACAGGAUGGAAGUAUAGAAGGAACGAAAGAAGAGAUGAAGAAGACGGAGGAAGACAAAACUGAAGAAACAUCAGAGAAAGGGGGGAGGACGACAAGGAGCACAGAGAGAGAGAAAACGAAGGAUAUAGAAGAAGAGGAGGAAAAUAAUGAAGAGGAGACAAAGAUAACAGAGGUGGAGAAGAAGAAACAGGAUGGAAGUAUAGAAGGAACGAAAGAAGAGAUGAAGAAGACGGAGGAAGACAAAACUGAAGAAACAUCUGAGAAAGGAAGGAGGACGACAAGGAGAACAGAGAGAGAGAAAACAAAGCAUGAGGUAGAAGAAGAGAGGAAGAAGAUGGAAGAGGAGAAAACUGGAGAAACUUCGGAGAGAGAAGUGAGGAUGAUGAGGAGAACCGAGAGGGAUACAACUAAUGAUGAAGGAGAGGAGAAGGAUGUGGAGAAGAAAAAACAGGAAGGGGGUGUCGAGGGGAAGAAAGAAGAGCUGCAGAAGACGGAGGAAGAGAAAACUGGAGUAACAUCAGACAAAGGAAGGAGGACGACAAGGAGCACAGAGAGGGAAACAUCAAAGCAUGAGGGAGAAGAAGGGAGGAAGAAGACAGAGGAGGAGAAAACUGGAGAAACUUCAGAGAGAGAAGUGAGGAUGAUAAAGAGAACCGAGAGGGAUACAACUAAUGAUGAAGAAACGAUGACAACUAGAGAGAAGGAGGAGGUGCAGAAAAGAAAACAGGAUGGAGAUUUAGAAGGAAAGAAAGAAGAGAUGAAGAAGACAGAGGAGGAGAAAACUGGGGAAACAUCAGAGAGAGAAUUGAGGAUGACAAGGAGAACAGAGAAGGAACAAACAAAGGAUGAAGGCGAGGAGAAGGAGGUGAAGAAGAAAAAAGUGACUGUAGGUGUCGAGAGGGAAAAAGAAGAGAUGACGAAGAAGAUGGAAGAGGAGAAAACGGUAGAAAAGCAGGAGAGAGGAGGAAGGACGAUGAGGAGCACAGAAAUGGAGAAGGAAAAAAGAAAGGAUGAAGGCAAGGAGGGAAAAGAAGAGGCAACAAGGAGAAAGAAGGAUUUGAAGAAAAAACAGGAUGUAGGUAUUGAAGGAAAGAAAGAAGAGACGAUAAAGAAGAAGACCGAAGAGGAGAAAACUGGAGAACUGUCUGUGAGAGAAGUGAGGACGAUGAGGAGAACCGAGAGAGAGAAAAUGAAGGAUGAAGGAGAGGAGGAGGAAGUGGAUGGAGGUGUAAAGAGGAAGAAAGAAGGGAUGAAGAAGCAGACUGAAGAGGAGAGAACUGGAGAUACCUCAGAGAAAAGAGGGAGAACAACUAGGAGCAGAGAAAAAGAGAAAACAAAGGAUGGAGAAGAAGAAAAGGAGAAGGGCGGAUCUCCUGUGGAAGAGGAGCAACAGCGCCACCUGGCGGCCAAGAGGGAGAAAUUGUUAAAAUCUCUGCGAGGUCUGAUACAGGAGGGAGGAGGAGCGACGAGGAGGAGGGAGAAGACGAAGAACACGAGAGUCGGGGACUUAGCAAAGAACAUUGAGAUCAAAAAGAGAGAAAGUCAGAGGAGCGUGAAAGACCUUGGAAAGGACGAGGAGAGAAAGAUGGAAAAAACGACAGACGUUAAAAAGAACGAGAUGAAGACGUCCGACAAAAAGACAACAGCGGAGAAGGCAAAGAGUAAAACAUCAGGAGAAGUGACGACGAAAGAAAAGCAAAGUGGACAAAAGAACGAAGACAAAAUGAAUGUGGAAGGAAAGAAAAACGAGGGCGUGAUCGAGAAAACAGGGGAGGAGAAGAAGAACGAGGAAAUGCAGCAGCAGAAAAAUGAAGAAAGGAAGGAGGAGAGAAAAAUAAUCGGAAAAAUCGUGAAGGCGAAGCCUGGACAGGGAACAAAGUUUCAGAUGAAGACGAUGAUGGGAGGAACACUGGCGGUGGCGUUGGAGGAUGACAAGAAGAAGAAAGAGGAGAGGACGGACAAAAAAAUUAUAGAAGAGAAAGAAAAGAACUCAGAAAAGGUGACGGAGAAAGAGAAGAAAUCGGAAGAUAAAAAGAUGGAAUUGAGCUCAGAUGUUGAGAGUGUUUUUGAAAGAAUAAGAGCAAUGGCGGAUGACAAAAAAGAAAAGAAUACAACAGAAGAAGAGAAAAAGAAAGGCAGUGAUGAAGAGGAGAAACGAAAGAAGAGCAGUGAUGAAGAGGAGAAACGAAAGAAGAGCAGUGAUGAAGAGGAGAAACAAAAGAAGAGCAGUGAUGAAGAGGAGAAACGAAAGAAGAGCAGAGAUGAAGAGGAGAAACGAAAGAAGAGCAGUGAUGAAGAGGAGAAACGAAAGAAGAGCAGUGAUGAAGAGGAGAAACGAAAGAAGAGUAGUGAUGAAGAGGAGAAACGAAAGAAUAGCAGUGAUGAAGAGGAGAAACGAAAGAAGAGCAGUGAUGAAGAGGAGAAACGAAAGAACAGCUGUGAUGAAGAGGAGAAACGAAAGAAGAGCAGUGAUGAAGAGGAGAAACGAAAGAACAGCUGUGAUGAAGAGGAGAAACGAAAGAAGAGCAGUGAUGAAGAGGAGAAACGAAAGAACAGCUGUGAUGAAGAGGAGAAACUAAAGAAGAGCAGUGAAGAUGAGGCAGCGCUGAAGAAGAGCGAAGAAGAACAAAAAUCAAAGAGAGCGACUCGGAAAUCUCAGGAGGAGAAGAAGGAAAAGGAGGUGAAAAAAACAAGAGGACAGAAGAAGAAGGAGGAGAAGAUCGAGAAGGAGGCGCAGGGGAAAGACGAGAAAACCCCAGAUCAAGCGAAGAAGACGGAGCAGACGCCACAAGAUGAGGCAGAAACCAGCAAAGAGGCAAAACCAGAGAAGAAGAGCGCAGAAGAAAAGAGUGACUCAGCGAGAGGGAAGGGGGUGGAGGUGAAGAAGAAGAAGAGUUCGACCAUGACGCUGACGGACUCGACUCUGCACAGAAUCCACGGGGACAUCAGGAUUUCUCUGAAGACCGACAAGCCGGACCUGAGGAAGUGUCUGACGGCGUUGGAUCAGCUCAGUAUGGUUUACGUGACGUCUCAACACGUCCAGAGACACAGUGAGCUCAUCGCCACGCUGAGAAAGAUGCGUUCCUACAGAGCGAGCCAGGCCGUCAUGGACAAGUCCUCCAUGCUCUACAACCGCUUCAAGAACACCUUCCUGGUGGGGGAGGGCGAGGAGGUGGUGAGCGCCGCCUUCCUGCGCUCGCUGCUGGAGGAGAAGCAGCGGGAGGAGGCCGAGAGGGCGGAGCUCUGCAGGAGGGAGGGAGGGAAGGAGGUGAAGGAGACGUCGAGUAACGACGGAGGAGGGGAGGAAGAAGAGGUGCAGAAAGAAAAUGCUCCAGUGGACCUGUCCUGAUGGGUCAAUGCUCUUGAAGUCGCCUGGACUGAACCAUUCCCCCGCUGAGGGGUGUCGAUGUGAAUCCGUUUCCCUGACAAUGAGAAUGUGCACAACCGUUUACCUCAUCACACACACGCACCAGUUUAUCACCUGCUCAGAUGCUGGUGUUUAUUUCCUGUAAAGUUUGUUCAUCUUUAGGUGUUGUUCAUGUUUACGUGUGAACUCUUGUUAACGUUCAAUACGCUUGUACCAACUUGUGUUGUAGACUGACUCGUACUCACCAGGACAGUGUUCAUUCUUCUUCCACUAAAACACUCGUUUUUAAGUUGUAUUUUAAUCCUGUUUUCCUCAGAAUGUUGGAUCAGGACAGAUGGCUGAUGGGAAGUCUGGUUUUAUUCAUCAUAUGCAUAUUUUUUAUUCAUCAGGUUGAACGUUACAACAGCAGAUUUGAAGCUGACGUUAAAGCAUUAAUCAGCCUCAUUAAAACCUGAACGUUCGUACUCACACUGCUGCGGUGGAUGUAGUGCCUUGCUCAUAGGCACGCCACAGCAGGUAACAAAGGGUUGUAGCUGUUCAAUUGAAACACUUUGUACAAGUUAAAUGUUUUAUUGUGUGUUUUCUUGUGACCCAGUGAGAUGUUCCUGUUCUUCUUUAAAUGUCUGUUUUGUACAUUUGUAAUUUUUACCUCCACAAGUUUUUUAAAUAAAAG
Limanda limanda (common dab) is the source of this 7422-nucleotide messenger RNA. Its product is annotated as trichohyalin-like. Lineage: Eukaryota; Metazoa; Chordata; Actinopteri; Pleuronectiformes; Pleuronectidae. The coding region runs from base 153 to 6731 and encodes 2192 amino acids. Gene Ontology annotation, biological process: regulation of transcription by RNA polymerase II. Gene Ontology annotation, molecular function: double-stranded DNA binding; transcription coregulator activity. The record is from RefSeq and is a predicted model, not a curated record. Gene Ontology annotation, cellular component: nucleus. The transcript has 13 exons.